Molecule: messenger RNA, 860 nt
Organism: Botrytis cinerea B05.10
Lineage: Eukaryota; Fungi; Ascomycota; Leotiomycetes; Helotiales; Sclerotiniaceae
Exons: 3
Coding region: 59-295 (78 amino acids)
Source: RefSeq, a predicted model, not a curated record
GUUCAUCUAACUUAGUUUUUUUUUUAUAUCUCUCUUCUCCUUAAGUGUUAUCAGGACUAUGAGUGACUGUCUAUCGCAUAUCUUUCAUCGAACAACUGGCAUGCAAAAGGACGAGAAUUCGUCGAUUUCAAAUAGAAAUAUGAAAUCUUUGCCAUAUCCAAAUCCAAAAUCAUUAAUCCCCUCGAAAGAAGAAAUGGUAGAUUCAAGGAUCAAUCGCAACAAGAGAGCAAGAACCGACGCUCCGGUUCAAGACGAUGUUAACGACGAUAUUGACAAUGGCAAUCAUACGAAAUAGAUUAUUCACCAAAGCGUUAGAGAUUGAGAGUCUCGAAGCACGAGUUGAACAAACGAGCAAGGAUUUCAGUGCAGCCAUGUCAAGAUUCUAGCAACUAUCCAAUGACAAUGCAGUUCUGGAGGAAGAGAAUGAAGAUCAAGCCAAGAAAAUUGAGAAAUAUCGAUUCCAGUUGUCAAGCAUCAGGAAAGAAAUGGAGAAAUCAAUAUUUAGGGCGGAAGAGAGGUGUAAACAAUUUUCAGUUUCGAAUGCCGAGAAAGACGUGUUGAUAGCAUGGUAUGAGGAUAAAGUACAGUCUCUCUUAAUAGAUAAAACUUCAUCUAUAACAAGAGCCAAAGAACUUCACCAGCGAGUAGCAGAAGGAUGGGACAACAGGGCAGAAAUAAGAGAACUCACAAAAGCUAACUUGAAGGAACUUGUUGGGAAAUAGGACUUUUGCUCGGAUACCCUAUUUAUUCUUCAUCAGUUUAUUAUUUAUGUUACGUAUGCGAACUUAUUGCUAUCGUCCAUCAGCUAAGGUAAUUUGAUACUAGAAUAAUCAGCGGGUCGAAUAUUCAUGUAGCCUACA